Monoraphidium neglectum is the source of this 594-nucleotide messenger RNA. RefSeq names its product Thylakoid lumenal protein. The record is from RefSeq and is a predicted model, not a curated record. NCBI's taxonomy places the organism in Eukaryota, Viridiplantae, Chlorophyta, Chlorophyceae, Sphaeropleales, Selenastraceae. The transcript has 5 exons. Bases 1 to 594 code for a protein of 197 amino acids.
AUGCAGACCGUAGCGCGUACCCAGCGGGCGUUCGGGGCCCCGAGCAGCCUGAUCAAGCCCAAAAUCAGCACAAGCGUGUCUCGUGCUGUUGUUGUGAAGGCAAAGCAGCAGCAUGACGCCGCGCUGAGCAGUCGUCGGGAGAUCCUGGCUGGCUCCACCUUGGCCGCAGUUAUGCCGGCGUUCCUGGCGCAGUUGCCGGCUAAGGCUGACUCUGAGUACAAGACCUUCCUGGGCCUGGCCUCACCCCCUACCAGCUACGGCGGCUAUGGCGGCAACGCCAACGAGGAGCCAAAGUACUCUUUUGAAUACCCUCCUGAGUGGAAGUCGGAGGUCCCCUCGAAGGUGGAGAAGGGCACCCAGGGCGUGGACGGCCGCGUCGUCAACCCCAAGGGCAAAGACCAGCGUGCGUUUGUGAUCACCCUGGGCCGCGCGGGCGAGGACAACAAGAGCUUCCGGCUGACUGACCUGGACUCCACCUUUGCUGGCUUCGCGGGGGCUGACUACUACCUGCAGGCGCGCACAGGGGCAGGGGUGGAGGGUGGAGGGAUGGGAAGGGGCGGGCGCCGGGCUGCAGGGAAGGAGCCUCGCUUUUGA